CGCAGCCAUCUCACUCACGAGAUAUCAGUCGCCCUUAAGCCUCUACUAUCCAUCGCGCCGGCACGCGUCCUUACCUACUAGUGCACCCGACGAAAUGAGUUCUACGCGAAUCUAUCAUAACAUCUCCAAGAUCCCAAUUACAUCCACCCUCGUCCUUAUCUUUGGCAAUUACGAGUUAUGGCGCAUACACAAGGGCAUACACCCGUACUGGACACCAAAGCUGGAGGCGGCGGGAAUUGUGACGAGGCAACACAAAACAACCCCAGAGCCAUCAGACAGUCGUGCCGUAGCGGACAAGGUGGAAGCUGGAGGUGACGCGGGCGAAGCCGCAAUCAGAUGGACCAGCCUCAACGGCAUACCGAUCCUUCUGCCUACCCUCGAGGGGCUCAUGCGGCCAUUCCGCAAAGACUAAGAUUUGUUUCUCUAUAUGUCAUGUCGCAUACGAACCCGCUACUAUGACAUUACCAACGAGCAAGUUCUCUCGCUGAAGCGAUUCGCGGCAUUAUCAAGAAUCCAAAGUCUCGAAGAGCUAGAUUCGUCAUGUACAUGGACACUUGAUC
Cucurbitaria berberidis CBS 394.84 is the source of this 560-nucleotide messenger RNA. RefSeq lists its product as uncharacterized. The transcript has a single exon. The record is from RefSeq and is a predicted model, not a curated record. Bases 95 to 412 code for a protein of 105 amino acids. NCBI's taxonomy places the organism in Eukaryota, Fungi, Ascomycota, Dothideomycetes, Pleosporales, Cucurbitariaceae.